Gamsiella multidivaricata is the source of this 635-nucleotide messenger RNA. RefSeq lists its product as uncharacterized. Bases 234 to 590 code for a protein of 118 amino acids. NCBI's taxonomy places the organism in Eukaryota, Fungi, Mortierellomycota, Mortierellomycetes, Mortierellales, Mortierellaceae. The transcript has a single exon. The record is from RefSeq and is a predicted model, not a curated record.
AGGAGGGGGAGAAGGAGGAGGAAAUUCCUACAGGGCGCCCUCGACCGCAAAGUAGUACACGAGAGCAGCGUAGCCAAGUAAGAUCGAAGUCAGUGCAACCGCAGCGGAAGCAGGACCAGGAUGGGCAAGAGCAUGGGGAAGAGGACGAGCAGCCAUCGACUUUCAGGAAAUCCAAAAAGGCCCCUUUAGGGACACUGUUAGACAGAAUCAAAGAAUUGAGUGAGACAGCGCGGAUGAGCUUGGAGUACGAGAAGGUUGCAAGGGAGAAGGAGCUGGAGGUGAUGAAGGCCAAGGAUCUACUGGACCAGCAGGUCGAAUUGAAGAAGAUUCGAUUGAAGAUGGAGGAGGCGCGUCAGAAGCAUGAACGAAAGUUAGCCGAGAUCGAAGCAGAGAGCAGAUCGUCCAUCAGGAAGGAGGAACUGAGGACGCAAGAGCACAUGGAAAGGUUGACGCUCAUUGAGUCGCUCACCAGAGGUCGAGGGCCAUUUUUAGAACUACUUUCUCCUCCAAAAAGGCUUUCAAGGUCUCCGCCAAAAGAUCCUAAAAAAUCACCAAGUCGCCUCCAGGUAGCGCAUCUUAGAAAGAACUAGAUAGGCACUAAAGAAAGCCGGCAAACCUUCAUGAAUAAACCAUGC